This is a messenger RNA of Saccoglossus kowalevskii, 2496 nucleotides long. Its product is annotated as prestin-like. Gene Ontology annotation, biological process: transmembrane transport. Lineage: Eukaryota; Metazoa; Hemichordata; Enteropneusta; Harrimaniidae. The record is from RefSeq and is a predicted model, not a curated record. Gene Ontology annotation, cellular component: membrane.
AUGGCUUCACUAGUGUCUCAUCGAUAUUUGGUUAGUGCAGACGAGGCAGAGAUAGACCUGGAAGUCGAUCAACGUUCUCAAGACAAUCCAAAUCCAGACGAACAAGCGAAUAACAUAAUAACACGUAAAGAAAGCAUCUCAUCUAGCGAUCGACAAGUCACCGGGAAAAAGAAUAAUGACGACUAUGAAGACAUCGCAGACAUUGGGGAUGAGGACCACCACCAAAGCUACCAAAUAGAGCGACCCACGUACACGGAAAGACAAUUCCAUAACGAAUACAAAGAGAAUGAUUUCGAGUAUGUGCCAUACGCCCAGAGACUUAAGAAAAAGAUUCACAAGUGUCAUUGCGGUCCUCGUUGUUGCAAAGAUGUUAUAGUCUCAACUCUGCCGAUACUUGGAUGGCUACCUGAGUAUGUAAUUAAAACACAACUUAUACGCGAUAUUGUAUCCGGUAUAACAGUCUGCGUGAUGAACAUACCACAGGGUAUGGCAUAUGCAUUGUUAGCUUCGUUACCACCAGUGUAUGGUCUGUAUCUGAGUUUCUUUGCUCCCAUUGUGUAUGCAUUCACAGGAACUAGUAAAGAUUUGGCAAUGGGUACAUAUGCCAUUGGUAGUAUGAUGGUUGGUGCAGCUAUAGAGGACGUAGUACCUCAUUAUCCUGCCGAUGAACCCCCUACUGAUUAUAUGAAUUACAAUAACACGAAUACAACAGCAAUGCCGACGUGGGACAGAGAACAAGAAUUGAUUGACGCUGCUGUCAUAUUGGCACUUAUAGUGGGCAUUAUACAGCUAAUUAUGGCGGUUCUACACCUUGGCUGGAUUACAAUAUAUUUAUCUGUGCCUUUCAUGAACGGAUAUAUAUCAGCAACUGCUUGCCGUUUAUUUACUAUCCAAUUAAUUAAUAUGCUGGGAGUGACUGUGGGUAGUUACAGCGGUGCAUUCGAUUUAUUUUAUACAUGGGGAGACAUAUUUGAAAAUGUCGAUGAGUGGAACUAUGUGACUAUUCUACUAUCGAUUUCUUGUAUUCUAACAAUAAUUGCCAUUAAAGAGAUUGAGAUCCGAUAUAAGAAACAACUGCAUGGAUAUCCCCUCGGCUCAGAGUUAAUUGUGGUGAUACUAGGAACGAUAGCGAGUUACUUAUUAGAUCUAGAAGAGAAUUAUGGUGUUGCCGUCGUUGGAGAAAUACCAGCUGGAUUACCUACACCGAGUGUUCCUUCAACUACGUACCUCACAGACCUGAUUGGUCCUGCUUUCCCAAUUGUCAUUAUAUCAUAUGCUAUUGCAAUGGUAGUAGUGACAUUAUUCGCUCAGAAAAAAGGAUACAAGACAGAUGGUAACCAGGAACUGGUAGCUUAUGGAACAACUAAUGUAGUAGUUUCAUUUUUUUCCGGAUUUCCGGCUAGUGGUGCUUUCGACCGUACAUUAGUCCAAGAUGCUGCAGGUGGUUCAUCACAGAUUGCUGGACUGGUAAAUAGUGCUGUGAUGCUGGUAGUACUACUGUGGAUUGGACCAUUUUUUGAGGCUCUUCCAUCGGCUGUACUUGCGUCGAUUAUAAUGAUCACUAUUGCCGAUGCAUUCCGCAACAUUCCCCGUGACGCCAAACUAUACUACAAUGAUAUAUUAGACUUUCACGUUUGGUGGGUGACUGGUAUGGCUGUUAUCUGCUUCGAUAUUGAUUUAGGACUUCUCAUCGGUGUUGGGUUUUCCAUAUUCAUUCAUGUAUGGAGAACACAGGAACCGUAUUGUACACUAUUGGGUAGAAUACCCGAUACUGAACUCUACAAAGAUAUCAAGUGGUAUUCUGAUGCCAAUGAAUGUCCUGGGGUCAAGAUAUUCUGCAUGCAUUCGUCACUGUAUUUUGCAAAUACAGCACAUUUCAAGGCAAGAGUCUACAAAUUGACUAAAAUCAAUCCAAUGCAAAUAUUGCGACAAAAAGCCAGACAGGAACAAUUAGAAUUAUUGGAACGGAAGAAGAAACUAAAAGAAAUAAAGAAAGACGAUAGUGUAGACGUCAUUGUGCCUCAAGAAUCAGAACAAGAAAUGUCACAGACGCGAAGACGAGGACACUCUACCAAACCAUAUUCCACUGACAAUAACAAAAGCAGUGAUAACUUGAUAGUUGAUGAAGACGACAGAGAGAUGGGCAGUCCACAUGGAACAUACAUCCCUGAGCUAGAAGACGAUGACAGUUACGCUGGUGAAGAUGGAUUAAGUACAGAUCUCUCUCCAGGAAACAAGAUUCACACAAUUAUAAUCGACUUUUCUCCCCUCAACUUCAUUGAUAUUACGGGACUAACUGGAUUACAGCAACUUUUCAGGGAAUAUCGUUUAAUUGGGAUCAAGAUUUUGCUUGCACACUGUAAAAAACGUGUUCGCGAUUUUCUUUCUAAUGUCCAUUUUUAUGAAAAAGUUGGAAUUGAGGAAACGGCUUGUUUGUUUGUAACCGUCCAUGACGCUGUCCUCAGUACAGCUGCACCAGAUAAGGUCAACAAUUAG